GUCUUGAUAUAGAUUCAGUAUGCAACUCCCCUCCUUCAUUCAAGCAUGUUGAGCAAAAUUGUGGUUGUAGCCUGUGUGCUAUCACUUGUACAGUGUGACAGGAACCUGCCAGUUCUAUUUCAAUUCAGCCAGCCCAGCCACAAUGUGGCAGUUUUCAGGGGGGCUGAUGUAGAGAGAGCUAAGGCAGCAGGAAUCAUUGGUGGAGGUAGUUCAUCCUACUCUUCUCCAACUCCUGCUCCAUAUACUACAACCACACCUCCUCCUCCUCCUCCUACUCCAGCAGCCACCUAUGCUCCAGUAACCCCUGCUCCAGUAGCUUACAAGCCUGCUCCUCCUCCAGUUGCCUACAGACCAGCUCCAGUUGUAUACAGACCUGCUCCAGCUCCUGUUGUUUAUAGACCUGCACCUGCUCCUGUAGUCUAUAAAUCAGCUCCUGCUCCCGUAGUUUACCAAGCUGCUCCUGCUUCCGUUGUUUAUCAAUCCGCUCCUGCUCCUGUUGCAUACAAAUCCGCCCCUGCUCGUGCAUAUGCUGAACCUGCAUAUAAUGAUGCUGACGCAGUUUACAACUGGGAGUAUGCAGUUCUAGAUGAUCCAUCCUACAACAACUUUGGACACAAGGAGAGCAGAAAUGGACUCAACACUGAGGGUAAAUACUAUGUUGCUCUUCCUGAUGGUCGUCUCCAGACUGUUACCUAUACCGUGAAUGGAUAUGAUGGAUAUGUCCCAGUGGUGGAAUAUUCUGGAGCUGCUCAGUAUCCAGCUGCUUCUAAAUACUCUGCAUAAACAGAAUCAUAAUAUGUCAUGUAAUAAUUUAUAAUAUUUAUGCAAUAAAACUUUCAAACUUUA
Messenger RNA from Eurytemora carolleeae, 846 nucleotides. RefSeq names its product cuticle protein 21. The record is from RefSeq and is a predicted model, not a curated record. Gene Ontology annotation, cellular component: extracellular matrix. Lineage: Eukaryota; Metazoa; Arthropoda; Copepoda; Calanoida; Temoridae. The transcript has 4 exons. Bases 46 to 783 code for a protein of 245 amino acids.